GGGAAAGGAAGGAGAGGGAAACAGAGUGAGGAGGUCAGCAACAUCGGGAAAAGCUCAAUGCAAAGAAAAUGAUCAUCAGCAUCAGUGAAGAAAACGACAGGAACCCAGAGAACAUGGCAGCGGGGGAAUAUUUAAACCGCUGUCAGAGGAUCUCCAGACAGGAGCGGGCAGGCAGGGUCGCUAGACCUUGUACCAAUGGACAAAAUCCAUUGAUACCAGAGCAUGAGAUCAACAAGAUGGGCGCAGACAAUGAGCGGACUCACCUGCUGUUUGUGAAAGCGCUGGGCAGUAGGAGCUGUCUGGACGGAGUCGUGCAACUCAUGGGAUGCCACCCUCAGUACUUGGAGUCAUUCCUGAAAACCCAACACUACCUGCUGCAUAUGGAUGGACCUCUUCCCUUCCACUACAGACACUACAUCGCCAUCAUGGCGGCAGCUCGACACCAGUCCUCUUACUUGGUGGAAGUUCACAUUAAUCAGUUUUUGCAGGUGGGUGGUGACCCACAGUGGUUGCAGGGGCUUGACUGUAUCCCUCAGAGACUGAGGAACCUCAAUGAGAUCAACAAGAUCCUGGCACACAGGCCCUGGCUCAUCACCAAGCAACACAUUGAGAAUUUGCUGAAAACUGGAGAGCAUUGCUGGUCACUGGCAGAGCUGGUGCAUGGCGUUGUGCUGCUGGCUCAUUACCACUCGCUGGCGAGUUUUGUAUUUGGCUGUGGAAUAAGUGCUGAGGGAGGACAUGAGGGUGGCCAUGUCUUAAGGCCAUCAUCAAUUAACAAUCAAGGAGACACAACGAAUGGAAAUGGUAACAUCCCGGACCCAUCACUGGCGCAUCGCAGGCGAAGGUCAGUGGACUAUUCCAGUGAUUCCGAAUAUUUGGCAGACAGGAUUCAGAAAUUUCAAGCUGAGAAAGAGAAUGAAGAAGAGAUGCUGCGGGAUGAAAUAUGGAUGGGACUAGAGACAGAAAAAGACACAAGUCCACCAACCAGAGCUCUGGAGGAUAAACCUGUCACAAUGCCUGACUUGUCCUGUUAUGUAGAAGACCCUGAGUUUGGUUACCCUGAGUUCGCCAGAAGAAGUGGAGAGCAGCUACCUGUUUUCCGGGCUCAGGACUAUUCCUGGGAAGACCAUGGCUUCUCACUCGUGAACCGGCUGUAUUCAGACAUUGGUCACCUUCUGGACGAAAAGUUCCGCACUGUGUACAGCCUGAAGAACGGCAACAUGGCCAAACAGCGGGGCUGCGACUUCUCAGCACUCAAUAGGGGCAUUUGGAACUACAUCCAUUGCAUGUUUGGUAUUAGGUACGAUGAUUAUGAUUAUGGUGAGGUGAAUCUUUUCUUGGAGAGGAACCUGAAGGUUUACUUAAAGACUGUGACUUGCUACCCAGAAAAAACAAAGCCUCAGAUGUUUGAGAGAUACUGGAGGCAGUUUAAAUAUUCAGAAAAGGUUCGUGUGAAUCUGUUGAUCCUGGAAGCUCGGAUGCAGGCAGAGCUUCUCUAUGCACUGCAUGCAAUAACCCACUAUAUGAUCUCUUAAGAAGAUCAUAAAGAAGGAUCUCCUCACCUGCAGAGGACUUUUUUUUUAAAAAAGUAAAGACUGAACAUAAGCUUAAAGACUUGAACGUCUUCUUGGAUGGAGGCAUCGUAGGGCAGCUGGUACCAUGCCGUAGUGUCUGCGGCAGUUAAUGUGCAAUUAUUGACAGUGACACAAUCGAGCAUUGUGACUGUGUGUACAGAGAAUGAUGUAAUUUCACAAAAGUGUUUCAUGCCUCAACACCAAGUAUUCACUUGAGGAUUUUCAACCUCUCGACAAGUUUUCAGAAGUCAAAAGGCUAUCACAUCAGUGGUUUGCGUAACUACCAUCAACGUACGGAAUAUUUUCAAGCCUUGAUGUUGGGACAGAUGAGCCCCCUUUUUUUUGGAAAAGAAAGACUUAUUUUUGCUAUGAAUAGUAAUAACAGAUACUAUGUUUGACACGUGUUGAGUCUGUUUCAUAUUGGAAUGGCGUUUCCAAAUCCUUGCCAUAUUACUUUUGGUUUUAUGACUUAUCCAAAGCCUUGUGU
Molecule: messenger RNA, 2061 nt
Organism: Hemiscyllium ocellatum (epaulette shark)
Lineage: Eukaryota; Metazoa; Chordata; Chondrichthyes; Orectolobiformes; Hemiscylliidae
Product: sestrin-3-like
Exons: 10
Coding region: 69-1535 (488 amino acids)
Biological process (GO): cellular response to leucine starvation; negative regulation of TORC1 signaling; cellular response to L-leucine
Cellular component (GO): nucleus
Molecular function (GO): oxidoreductase activity, acting on peroxide as acceptor; L-leucine binding
Source: RefSeq, a predicted model, not a curated record